Molecule: messenger RNA, 1662 nt
Organism: Diutina rugosa
Lineage: Eukaryota; Fungi; Ascomycota; Pichiomycetes; Serinales; Debaryomycetaceae
Exons: 1
Coding region: 1-1662 (553 amino acids)
Source: RefSeq, a predicted model, not a curated record
AUGUACCGCAGCGGAGACAUGAACGACGGCGCCAGACGGUGUCGCCGGUGCAAGCGCAAGAGACUCGAUGACGAGCCCCCCGAAGUGCAACAAUACAAGACGUGUGCCAAGUGCCGGAUCAUUGAGCGCAACAAGAAGAACAGCCGCAAGCCCCUCGCCGAGGAGACGAUGCUCUACGGGUUGAAGCAGUUCCAGGAGCAGCUGGUGCUGGGCAACUUCAUGGAGGAAGAGAUCUUCUUCAAGGACGAGUUUUUCCGCCGUUUCCAGAAUAAACCGUUCAACUAUGAGGCCGAGCUCCACGAAAUGAUGUCUAACCCCAACUACUCGUCGCAGUACUCGCUGGCACCUCAAGGAGGCGACGAACUGCCGGCCCCCCGUGGCGGCAACAACAACAACUACAACAACUUCAAGCUGAGCACCGUCCCCAUCCAGGGGCUCGGGCUGACCCUGCCCCUGCAGAACUUCAGCAUGUUGCUGCCUCAGCAGCUGGCCGCCGCCGUCGCCGCCGCCGCUCAGUUACAGCAGGCCCAACUGCCGCCAGCGGCGAUGGCGGCGCCGAUGCAGCCGCCUCAGUACCAAGGCGGUGUCCCUCAGAACGGGGGCGCCACCAGCUUCUACGGCGCUGCCGCCCGCCAGGCGCUCGCCAUGCCUACUCACACCUCCAGUGCUCGCCAUAACCCGGUGGCCGACGAGGACGUGUUGGGCGAGCUUGCCAAGUUGAGGGGUGACGGCGCCAAAGUCGACGGCGAGGAAUUUGACCCUUAUAGUCUCGAUAACGUCUACGAGGACUACCAGAUCUACUUGCUGAUGCUUUUAACCGAGCGCCAAAAUACGCGGCUGGUGCAAAACGCCGUCUAUUUGAAGGAGUUUGACGAAGAAGUCACGUUCAAUUUGCUGCGGUUUGACCUGACCCAGGCGAAAGGGCUGGGAUCGAAUGACCCUUACCGCCUCAAGAUGGGUGGGGAAAAGCACGCCCGCACCGUGUUGCUUAAUAACCUCAAAACCCUUUACGUCGACCCGGUGAUGGCGGUGCUUAACCUCGAGUUCUCCCAGCAACUGACGAACUUGGUCGACUACCGCGCCCUGUCGCUGCUUAUCGCCCUCUACAACUUUGUCUACGACGAACAGACGCCGCUGGAGGCCGACGUCGUCUCCCACAAGGUGAAGCAGGCGCUGAUCUACGUCAACUACAACCGUGUCCACCACUUGCUCAUCAUCAAGACCAACUACCAGUUGUACGAGCCCAGUGGCCACAAGUACUCGCUGGCGGUGGUGGCGAAGGUGAACGAGUUGUAUAAGAAAUUGGCCUACGAGAAGAGCCACAACCCCGGGGUGGUGCUGGGCGACGUCAGCCACAAUGUGUCGACAGCCCAGGUGAUAUACGACCGGUUGUUACAAGAAACCGAUACCUUAGGCGACCAAGUGCAAAAGCUCGACCAGAACGAUUUUAUCGGUGACUUCGUCAACUUCGACGCCGUGUUCACCAUGGAAGACUCGUUCGACGAAGACGACCAGAACGAAGACGAGAUCGUCGACGACGAGGAGCUCAUGGACGACGAUGACGUUGACGGUGUUGCCGACGCGGCAUUGGUGGAAGACAUCGCCGCCGUUGCCGCCGGGCUCGACGGCGAUAGCGCCUUUGUCGACCCCAUGUUUGAAUAG